CGAGGAGUCUUAUUUUUAUUUUUAUUUUUUAAACAAAAAUACAGGACUUUUUUUUUUUGUACUUUCAUUGCAUAUAAAUGUUUUCACACCUGUGCUUCUGGCUAAUUGAAAUGCAGUAAUUGUGUUGUACAGAGACCAAAUCUGCUGUUGUGAUGAAUAAGAGAACAAGCCUACUUCUCAGGAAAUGCAUUUAUUUCACGUAAUAUUUUUGGAAUUUCACACAUUUACUGUUAUUGCAUUUUAAUGCAUUUUCCCAAAAAGUUCAUAGUCAGUUUAACAUUCAUGAAUGCAAGCUAUUUUAAGUCUCAUGGUAUCAUAAAUUCAGUUUGAACAUGUAAAAAAUGCCACUAGCACUUGUAAAAAAUACAUGAGAGAACAAUAUGAAAAAAAGACAACUAUGUAUUACAUUAGUAAAAAUUGUUACUAAACGCAAGAAUUGAAUUUUUGCAUGUAAGAAAUAAAUCUUUGUACAUUUUUUACAAGGCUUAUUUUAAUUUAACAAAAUGCAGUUUUACUUGUAAAAGUAAUUGUUAAAGCUUAAUUCAUUCUGUUCAUUCAGUUAAAAUGAAGUGGGAAAAGCCAUCAUUUCUUUUUAGAGAGAACUGAAAUCUUACAUACUGUAAUGUCAUUCUUAUGUACUAGUAAAAGUUGAACUUUGACAUAAUUUUGUACUAGUACUGAUAACAUUUUAAGUUACGCAUUCAAGUUUAGUUUCUGAUAGUAACAUUUGGAAGCUGAAACGCUUUUCUACAAUCCGCUCUGAGUGAGAAACGUUCACACACUCCCGGAACCAAGAAUCAGCUCCACAUUCCAGACGGACACAGUGGGAUCUGCGCGCUGUUGCCACAGGCAGCGCUUGGCGUUGUUGUGCUGCGCGUCUUUCGCUGCUUUUAGCUCCCAGCUGUUCCGUCUAAAAUCAGCCGUAUAGAAAGGAUGGAAUAUCGGGCUUCUAAAGCCCUGCACUGCGCUCCGCUUCUUUAGGAGCCAUACCUCGAAGACGUUUUCUAUAUAUAUAUAUAUAACUACAACUCGCGGGCGUAAUAACGUUACAUGUCUGACUAGCUAGCUACCGUUAGCUGGCGAGCAUGGACGGAAUUUCUUCGAGACGUUAACGCUGCUCCCCGCGAGUCCAUCUGUUUCGAGGAUCGACUGAGUGAACAUUUCUCUCAACAAGAGGAAAGAAACGUUAUGAAGCGGCUGUCUUGGAGUAAAUCGCCAUUAAAUUGCUGACUUAUUUGCACUGGGUGUUCACGCGACCCUCUUUUAAUGAAAAGCAAACUAUCUGAAAGACAUAAAUCCGUCGACGAACUACGCCAAGCUGGAUUUGAGGCUCACAGACAACAGUCCAGUUGAAAUACCAGGACAAAACUAACGCACAGCAUUGUGCUUCUGAGAGGACAAUCGAUUAAAUUCUCACUAUCUGAGCUACAAAACAACACACAUCUACAGUUAUUUAGGAGCCACUGAAUGUUUCUGUCAGCCAAAACAAUGAAACAGUGUGGUCGUAAACACAAUGUCGUGAUCGAGCCCAGGAGGACGUCCUGAGAUGUUUGACCAAGAGGAGGACUGCAGCUGUUUCGCCACCGAGGGUCUAUAAUGACGGAGAGAUGUCCUUUAGCCGAGAAGGCGAUGUCAGAGGGCUUUGCUCGGCUCAGGUUCAGAGACACUUCCCUGCUAAUCUGGCAGCAGCAGCAGCUGGAGCUCGAAAAGGCGCCGCCGUCUAACUACCUGAGCCGCAGCCAGAGCAGUUGGUACAGCCGCUACGGCAACCAGGCGGUCGUGGUGCGGGACAGAAACACACUAAGAGACCCCGAAAGUGGCUCCCGAGUUUGCUCUGUUAUGUAACAGUAUUACAGAUUUUUUUAUUACACUAAUCCCCGUCUAGAUUGUGAUCUGUGUUUAUAGGGUUGCUUCAUAUUUUGUAGACAGUGAACAAGCACACCUGGCGGAUCUCUUAGGGGUGUAGCGAUACACAUUUUCAGUGUCGAUACAAUUUUCACUUCUGAGGUCAAAAUUCGUAUUUUAUGGUAAUUUUUUUUUACCUUUUACAUACUGUAUGGAAAUUGUUACAACCUUAGUAGCCCAGGUAUUAAAGGGGAAUUAAAUCACAAUGAUACAUUAUAGAGAAACUUAAUGAAUUACUUUACAAUGGUGGUGGUAGUUAUAAUGUAGCGUAGGCCAUCAGCCAAGACGUUUGUCCAGAUUUUGCUUUAGUUUUAAGAGUUAUGAGGGCCACAAACGCUAAUGUUGCUAACAAACACUAGAAGUAAAUGGUCACCCAAAUCCUUUAUGUAAAUACAACCCUGAAACUCCUGUCCACCUACUCCAACUACCUUCAGGUCUCCAGUAAGGUUGCUCAGACUUGUCGAUGUGGUUUAGGAGACAGUGUGACUUACUGUUAGCUACUUAAAAAAAAUGAACAAAACUAAAAAAUUGCUGUGUGUCGCAUUACAGUGAAGGUUUGUUUAAGUCAUACUGUGCCCUAAAUCACAUUGAGAAGGAUGCAUGACCUUAAUGAAGAGGUGGAAGAGCCUUGAGAGAUGUUUUGGGGAUGUAUUUACUGCAAAGAUUUGACUUACUGUGAACCAUAAAAAAUGAGCAACACUUCAUGUCACUGAACAUAGCAGGGACGCAUGUUGAAGGUUUGUUCAGGCAGCCAUAAUAAUGACCUGGAUGCUGUUUGAACAUGUUGAGAGAAGUUUUAGGGAUGUAUUUACAGAAACAUUUCAGUGACUACUGACUUCUGGUGUUCGUUAACAAUUUUAGCCUUGCAGCUCCGAAACUAAAGAAGCUAAAUUUGGACACCAAACAUGUCUUGGCUGAACAUCUACUUUCUGGGGCAAGUGGAAAACAGCCAAACCAGUAGUUAUAAUGCUUCAGACGUCUGGUUCCUAUCACCACCACUGUGCACAAUUCUUACUGUGUAUUUUUGUCUGUAACAGAAUUUCACAUCAAACGUCUUUGAAUGACUUUGUUUACUUCUUAACCAUUUAAUUAUGCAGACAUUUUUCAAAAUCAGUGGAUUUCCCGUUUAAAGUUCCAGUACGUAUGACAUUUUAACUGGCUGUUUGCACUUAUUGUAGUGCUGUAAGAUCCUGGAUGAGAGCUGGCUUCACAGUCAAAAUAAUGAACUUUAGCUUGAAAUGAAUGUGAAAUUUGAAUAGACAUCAGCGGUACUUUUUGGCAGCUGUGUUUCAUGACCUUAAUGCAGUAUUUAACCCAAUAUAAGUAUUGGACACCCUCAAUAUAUGAAAUAAAAGUAUCUAGUGAGUGAA
Colossoma macropomum (tambaqui) is the source of this 3275-nucleotide messenger RNA. RefSeq lists its product as uncharacterized. The record is from RefSeq and is a predicted model, not a curated record. Lineage: Eukaryota; Metazoa; Chordata; Actinopteri; Characiformes; Serrasalmidae. Bases 1597 to 1845 code for a protein of 82 amino acids. The transcript has a single exon.